UAGGGCAGUUUUUUUUUUUUUCAAGUGAGCUCGCGCCUGUUGGAGGAUAAUUGGUCAGUGAAUCAAAUGGCUCCGCCCGAUCACCGGCGUCCGUACAAGCGGCCGGCAAUCUCCGAUCAGCAGCGCCGGAGAGAGCUCUCCCUUCUCCGCCAAGCUCAGAGUCGCCUCGACGCGCAGCACCGAGCACGUUGCUUGGCCUCCAGCGUACUCUCCCUGGAAAACCCCGAACCUGAUUCUGUUCCCGAGCUCGAACUCGAGAGUAAACCCGGGGAGGAACGAUCAGAAGCCCCGCCCAAAGAGUUCGAUGUGCGCCAGGCUUCGAAGCUCAGAGGGGCCGAGGCUCGCAAGUGGUUUGCGAGGCAGCUCAUGCUUCCUGAGUGGAUGAUCGACGUACCGGAUCGUCUCAGUCAAGACUGGUAUGUCUUUGCAAGGCCUGCUGGUAAACGAUGCUUUGUUGUUUCUUCUAAUGGUGCAGCAGUCAGUCGAUUACGGAACGGCUCCAUACUGCACCGCUUCCCAUCUGCUUUGCCUAGUGGAGCCCGAACAAGAGAUGUUUCUGGCUCCGCUCAGUCAUAUUCAAUUCUGGAUUGCAUUUUUCAUGAGCCUGAUCAAACGUAUUAUGCCAUUGACAUGCUUUGCUGGCGAGGAUACUCUCUCUAUGAUUGCACAGCUGAGUUUAGAUUCUUUUGGCUGAACUCCAAGCUUGCCGAGACUGGGGCUUGUGAGCCACCCUCACAGUACCACAGAUAUAGAUUUAGCCUUGUGCCUGUGUAUAACUGUGAUCACAGCGGUCUGCAUGCAGCAUAUACAGGAGCAGCUCCUUAUGUUAAGGAUGGACUACUCUUUUAUAACAAGGAAGCACAUUAUCAGACGGGGAAUACGCCCUUAGCAUUAGUCUGGAAAGAUGAGAACUGUAGUCAAUAUGUGAUAGAUACAGACAGUCAAGGGAAUGUCCCCAAGCAGCAGCAGGUGGUAUUGGAGCUGCAGGAAGAUGGCAAACUGACUACCUCAGACGAUCCUCCUGUUGUGUUUGGAUGCUUAGAUGGUGACUUCAUCCAAAAGUCAGGUUUGUGUUUAGGAAAUCUUCUACGUUUUGCAAUCGGUGAUGGAGGACUAAGUUUUGUGGAUGGGGGGCUUGAUAAAGCUGAUUUGUGUUAUCUUGGCAAGUCGAAUAGAGCUCGUGCUUUUGCUGACAGCUAUUCCAAGAUUGUGUUUCAGCACAUGGUCCGACACUCGCCAUUGAAGAUAGACGAUUUUCUGUCUUCAAUCAGCUCAUCAGUUGACCAGGAGAACCAACCUCGUGAUGUUGAAAUGGCUGGCUGAUGGUGACAAACAUGGAAGUCUAUCGUCUGGUGUUUCUGUCGUGUUUACGUGGUAUACUUUAUCCAGCGCUGCUUAAUUGAAGAUUGGUCUGGUGCUCGGUCCCGUGCUUCGGCAAUCAUCAUCAAUGGAUCUGCUGCUAUUCUACAUCACAAUAUCUGUACCACCUCUCACAUUUGCUCAAGCUACCUCGUACGAGUAUUGUGGGAUUUCAGAACAAGGGGAGUGCCUUAGAAAUGAUUUAACACUAGGGGUCUCAUGUUCUCUUUUAUCAAGCAUAAGAUUGUAAAUCUGCAAAUGCCUAACCUUUGGGUUGUUUCAUUUCGAUAGCUCAGCUUCUGCUCGUAAAA
Punica granatum (pomegranate) is the source of this 1670-nucleotide messenger RNA. NCBI's taxonomy places the organism in Eukaryota, Viridiplantae, Streptophyta, Magnoliopsida, Myrtales, Lythraceae. The record is from RefSeq and is a predicted model, not a curated record.